AUGGCAAGACCCGAACUGAAGAAUCUGCCCACACAGUUCUAUACAGACGAGGAAGUAGAGAAAUACGACAGAAACAAACGAGUAGUACAUAUACAGCGCAAAAUGACGGCGAAGUGCUAUGAGCUGAUCAACUGUGCAUCUGGUGUCAUUCUAGAUAUCGGAUGUGGUACGGGCCACAGCAUAGGAGCUUUAAAAGAAUAUGAGAAAGGUUGCAACGAAGAGGCUGAGAACGUGCCUAACAGAAGCAUGGAGAUGUUUGUAAUAGGCUUGGAUAUCAAUAGAAAUAUGUUAGUAACGUGCAAAAACAAGGAUCUUGGUGCUGAGCUUGUUCAACUGGACAUAGGGGAUUCAUUGCCGUUUCAGCCGGCAUCAUUCGAUGGGAUAAUCAGCGUGAGCUGCAUACAAUGGUUGUUCUACGCAUCUAACACAGAAAAAAUAGAGAAGAGGCUGUACACCUUCUUUUCCUCCAUGUAUGCGGCCCUAAAGCGGGAAGCAAGCGCUUGCCUGCAGUUCUACUACGAAGGGAAGUGGCAGGUAGAUCUGCUGAUGAAAGUAAGCCGGAGAGUAGGCUUUGUCGGUGGCGUGGUGAUUGAUGGCGAGGGAAAGAACACGAAGUACUACCUGGUGUUGAACAUGAUUAUGAAAACUACCAAGUUUGAGAAAGUCAGUAAGGAAGUGUUUAGCAGGGGAAAACGAAGGAAGAAUAAGUUAGAUGAUGAGGCGAAUGAUGAAAAGGACAACUUACGCAACGAUAAACGUAGAAAGACGAGUGGGUCGGGUAAAAAAAAUAAAAAAAGAUGAUAAAUUAGCUUAAA
Molecule: messenger RNA, 815 nt
Organism: Vavraia culicis subsp. floridensis
Lineage: Eukaryota; Fungi; Microsporidia; Pleistophoridae
Exons: 1
Coding region: 1-801 (266 amino acids)
Biological process (GO): rRNA (guanine-N7)-methylation
Cellular component (GO): nucleolus
Molecular function (GO): rRNA (guanine) methyltransferase activity
Source: RefSeq, a predicted model, not a curated record